Molecule: messenger RNA, 2920 nt
Organism: Hypoxylon trugodes
Lineage: Eukaryota; Fungi; Ascomycota; Sordariomycetes; Xylariales; Hypoxylaceae
Product: P-loop containing nucleoside triphosphate hydrolase protein
Exons: 3
Coding region: 626-2740 (704 amino acids)
Molecular function (GO): ATP hydrolysis activity; ATP binding
Source: RefSeq, a predicted model, not a curated record
CAUACGAAUCACGGACUAUAGCUAGAGGCAACCCGAAGGAAUUCGAUAUGAUUGGUCCAUUUCGAUUUGCUAUCUCUUUACUCCCUAUGGUUAACAGUGAAAAUAAUAGGUGCAAUGAGCCAGAGUCUCGCGGAACAUAUCACGGUCUUCAAAUCCACCUAAUUUUCUAGGUCCAGUGACUCGUCACAAUGAUCAUAUCGAAUUACGCUCAGGCAGUUUAAAGCUCGUGCAUUAAGUAUAUCGGGUUACCUCAUUCGUCAGCCUAGCCUGCUUUACCCCGUCGGCGGCCGCCUUUCGGAUGCCUCUCGGAUGAUGUCGAAUUAGUUGGAGGAUUCGUUGAGGGACGCCAUGACCGCAGCCUGCAUGGAAAUAUACAGUGUCAUUCGAAGAUUCUCACUGUCUCGGUAUAUUUCCCUCGAAUUCUCAGCUUUAUGUUACUUAAAUCGUUAAUUGCUUCUUUUUUGUAAGUUAUUGAUACGCUAUAUCAUCCUUUCAUUUCGUAUAAUCUAGAUAUUAAAUUAGCCUUUGUUGGUGUAGUCGAUAUAUCACUUCUGCUUUGCGGAAUACCCAGUAUGCACGGGUAGUUUCUAGAGAUAUCUUUUUACCUAAUUUCACCAUAAAACUCAUGAAAUCUAUAAACGAGAAAAUUGAACUCGUAUCCUUUUCUGUCAACAUGGGGUUGCCUAAAAUGAAGCCUAUGCUGUCGCAACUGAAACGGAGCCUUCGGAGGGGGUUUAAAACGAGAGUUGGUUCGGAAACCGAAGUAAGUGGUUCAGGUAGCUCCAUCGCGACGAUCGCUAAGGACGAGACUAUGAAAUGCGAAAUGAAACAUCUGGACCUGAAGUACGACGACUGGGAUGAGCAAUUCUUCGCGGAGCGAGAAGAGGAAACGGAAAAGCCGGAGCAGAAGGAUUGGUGGAGGUUGUUUGCCUUUUGCCUCGUGAGGGUGUACUACGAUGAUGGCGAUCUUGAUACGACGCGCUUAUAUGUGAAUCACCAGCCGCUACGACAGUUGCUUAGGGAUGUGGUUGGGGAUUACCCUGAUGAUCCGGUUAAUGUCGAGGACGUCCAGAUCGAGGCGCCGUUUCACUCGCUGUUUCAUUACAGGCAGGAAAUUGAGACUGAGGGUCUGGAUCGGUUUAAGGAGGACGAGGAGUCGAUGGCGCAGUUGAAGUUACUGAACUCGUGGAUUAAGACGCAUUUCGAGAACGACACGGCUGCGUAUGAGAAAUGCGUUAGUGGGGGCCUUAGAGCUAUCCCGUAUGAUAAGCUGUGGACGCUGUUUCCGCCCGGCAAGCUGAUCCAUGCUAAGGCCUUGGAGCAGCACCGCGCGUUUCGCGUCAGCAGCUGUUGUUAUGAGGAUGAAGUUAGUGAACGAGAGGCCCUCCAUAUCGAGGCGUCUUUCGUCGAUUUCGAUGGGACGAAACUAGGGACGAGGAAAGUGGAGCUCAUUGUUCCGAAAUAUGCCGGCACACGUCAGCUAAAGGAGCUCCCUACCAUGCCUCUUGAUCUACUAGAAGAUGCAGUUGAGGUCAGGAAGGAGCUUGUACAGAGAGGGAGGAAAUUCGAAGGCUUCGUCGGACAACAUUUCGAGCAAUACGAUGGCAUUGCGCUGCGCAAGACGGAUCAGGGGUACGCGCGGAUCAAUGUUAAAGGCCGCAUCAUGAUCGAUUGCGAGACGUACCACCGACACGAGGCUAAUGACAUGUUCGUCGUGGAUCUCCGGCUUCCAGGGGACCAACGGCACGAGAAAAGCAAAACAAGGUUACACCGUAGGGCGGUGGAAAACCUGGCUUUUGUGCCUGAAGCGAAGACGUUCGAUAAGCUGUCCGAUGACGACGCGGUGGUUGCGAGCGCCACGGUUAGGGGGUACGCGUUUUCGGUGAAAUUGUUUCUCGAGUUCUUCGUGGAUAAGGUGACGCCGAUUGAGUGGAACACGAAGUGUUUUGAUGAUUUAGUAUUAAAUCAGGAUACGAAGAAGACAGUUCAGGCGGUGGUUUCGACGCAUUCGAAUAAGAGGGAGGGCUUUGAUGAUAUUGUUAAGGGGAAGGGACAGGGCCUUGUUUGUGUGCUGCAUGGCCCACCGGGCGUCGGCAAAACACUCACAGCAGAAUGCGUAGCCGAAUACGUCAAGCGACCCCUUUACAUGGUAUCCUCCGGCGACCUCGGCGUAUCAAGCGGGCACCUCGACGUCAAUCUAACGCGAAUCAUGGAUCUCGCCUCGACCUGGCGCGCCGUCCUCCUCAUCGACGAAGCAGACGUCUUCCUCGAGCGCCGGUCCCUGCAUGAUGUCCAUCGUAAUGCCAUGGUCAGCGUAUUCCUACGUGCCCUCGAAUACUACAGUGGUAUCCUCUUCCUAACCACGAACCGCGUCACCGCCUUCGACGACGGAUUCAAGUCCCGCAUCGACGUGCCGAUUCGGUAUACGGAUCUAACCACCGACUCGCGAUUGCAGAUUUGGCGGAAUUUGUGCUCUCGCGUGCCGGGUGGUGUGGAUGUAGAUGAGGCAGGGUUUAAGAGUCUGGCGGCACAUGAUUUGAAUGGUCGGCAGAUCAAGAAUGUUAUUAAGGCGGCUGAGAACCUGGCUGCGUUUGAUGGUGUAAAGGUUGAUUUGAAACAGUUGAAGCAGGUCACCCAGAUCCAGGAUGCGUUUGAGAAGGAUUUGACGACGAUUGGCGGCGUGGAUUACACGGCGCCGGGCGAACCGAGGAAGGAUGGGGGGCAUUUUAUGUAUUUUUAGGGAGAUUGGUUAUUAUGAUCAUGAGUACGUGUAUGUGUAUAUAAUGGGAUAGAAGGAUGUAUUUAAUGAUGCAUGUAGCGUUCAGGAAAUACAUGCACGGUAUGAUUUCAUUUGAAGUUUCUUACUCGCCGAUGUCAUUUUUUGGAAUUCGAGCACCACGUCUCUAUCAAUAUGGGCUUG